This is a messenger RNA of Entelurus aequoreus (snake pipefish), 3932 nucleotides long. RefSeq names its product integrin, beta 6 (gene itgb6). Lineage: Eukaryota; Metazoa; Chordata; Actinopteri; Syngnathiformes; Syngnathidae. The record is from RefSeq and is a predicted model, not a curated record. Gene Ontology annotation, cellular component: focal adhesion; cell surface; integrin alphav-beta6 complex. The transcript has 15 exons. The coding region runs from base 1028 to 3382 and encodes 784 amino acids. Gene Ontology annotation, biological process: integrin-mediated signaling pathway; cell migration; cell-matrix adhesion. Gene Ontology annotation, molecular function: integrin binding.
UGUACAGUAAUAAUAAUAAUAGUAUAGUAAUACUACUAGUAAAAUAAAUAAUAAUAGUAGUAAUAAUAUUAAUAUUAAUAGUAAAGUAGUAGUGGUAGUAAUAAUAAUAGUAGUAAUAAUAAUAUUAUUAUUAAUCAUAAUAAUAUAGUAAUAAUAAUAGUAGUAAUAAUAUUAAUUGUAAUAAGGUGGGAUAGGUUCCAGCCCCCACAUGACCCCGAGAGGGACAAGCGGUAGAAAAAUGGAUGGAUGGAACAAUAAUAAUAGUAAUAAUUUUAAUAAUAAUAACAAUAAUAAUAGUAUAGUAAUAAUAAUAAUAACAGUAUAGUAAUAAUAAUAAUAGUAUAUUAAAAAUAGUAGUAAAAUCAAUAAUAAUAGUAGUAAUUGAGUGUCAAAGUCAAGUUUUGGUCAUUGACGCACAAACGAACCUUCACAGUGACAGUAAAUGUCAAAUAUGUCAAACAUAAAAUGUGUCUUUUUAUGCACUUCAAUGAAAAAUGUGUUUGCAAAGAAAGAAAAUGAAAAAGAAAAACAUAAGAAAAAGUCAAGGAGCAGGGCGGAAGUAAUCCCAGCAUCAUUGGAGGCUGACCAAUAGCAAGGCUUCUAACGUCCUGCUCCCAGGAGGCCACGCCCACAAGAUGAAGGUGCGUCCUGACCUCAGAAAAGCAAACAUUUUAAUUUGAACACAAAGUGAGGAUUUAUGUCAACAAAGUUUGAUUCGCAAAUAUUUUCAUGUUUGAUUGCAUAAAAAGACGCAUUUUAUUUAUUUAUUUAUUAUUUAUUUAUUUCUUUAAGUAACACAGCACUUUUAUUGUGUGACGUCACCGCUCUCUCUCUCGCUGCCUCACCUGGGCGGAAGUGAGCAUAAGAAGGCAGUGCAGGUGAGGCAGCGGCUCACCUGAUCUCCCCCCCCCCCCCCCCCCCCGCAGGUAAAACCUCUUCACUUCCGCUGUGCGCGCGACAAGAAGGAGCAUGGAGCCGUGGAAGUUUCACGCCACUUGAAUGUUCUUCUUGUUGUUGACGUGACGUCAUGGCGCGUCUUCUCCUGCUGGACCUCACCUGGACUCUCUGCUGCCUGGUCAGCACCGCGGAAGGUUCCUGUCCAACAGGAGGCGCUGUGACCUGUGACCAGUGUCUCCAAGCGGGUCCAGACUGUGCUUGGUGCACCCAGGAGAACUUCACCAGCUGGCUGGGGGUCAGCCAGAGGUGCGACACGCCCGACGCCCUGCUGGGGAAAAGUUGUGCCAGGACUCACUUGCAGUUUCCCGUCUCCGAAGCGCAGAUCCUUCAGGACCAGCCGCUGGGCAAGAAGACGUCCACCAUGAACCGCACCCAGAUCUCCCCGCAGAAGAUGUCCCUCAAACUACGAGCAGGCGGUCAGGUGACUUUUCAGGUGAAGAUCCAGCACACGGAAGACUAUCCCGUGGACCUGUACUACCUGAUGGACCUGUCGGCGUCCAUGAUCGACGACCUGAACACCAUCAAGGAUCUGGGCUCCUCGCUGUCCAAGGAGAUGGCCAACCUCACCAGCAAGUUCCGCAUGGGCUUCGGUUCUUUUGUGGAGAAGCCCGUGCUGCCCUUCAUCAGGAUCACAGAAGAGGAGCUGGCCAACCCCUGCAGCAGUGCAGGCGGGACCUGCUCGCCCACCUUUGGCUACAAACACGUGUUGUCGCUGACCAGUAGCUCCGCCCACUUCAAGGAGAAGGUGUCCAUGCAGCAGGUGUCUGCCAACGUGGACGUUCCAGAAGGUGGCUUUGAUGCCCUCAUGCAGGCUGCUGUCUGUGGGGACAAGAUCGGUUGGAGGAACGACUCCAUGCGUCUUCUGGUCUUUGUCAGUGAUGCUGACUCACACUUUGGUAUGGACAGCAAGAUGGCGGGCAUCGUGGUGCCCAACGACGGCCUGUGCCACCUGGAUGCCAACAACCAGUACUCCAAGUCCACACUGCAGGAGUACCCCACACUGGGCCAGCUGAUUGACAAAGUGGUGGAGAACAACAUCUUGCUGGUCUUUGCUGUGACACAGGAGAAGAAACUCAACUACCAGAACUAUGCCAGUCUCAUACCGGGUGCCACGGUUGGCGAGGUGGCAUCAGAUUCUCGGAACAUUCUGGAACUCAUAUUGACGGCCUACAAAGAACUGCGAUCGGAGAUCGAACUGGAGGUGAUUGGAGAUACGGAAGAGCUGCGGAUGUCCUUCACGGCCAUUUGUCCUAACGGGAGCGUCUCCACGGACCUGAAGCGUUGUUCUCAUGUCAAACCUGGAGACACGGUGGUGUUCAACGUGUCGGUGGAGCUCCCAGAAUGCCUUGCUGGAAGCAGGCGCUUCUCCUUCAAGCCGGUGGGCCUGCAGGACACUCUGGACGUGGACCUGGAGUCCCAGUGCUCCUGCCGGUGCCCGCAGCCUCCGCCCGCCAACAGCAGUCGCUGCGCCGAGGGCCAGGGGACUUUCCUCUGCGGCGUCUGCGCGUGCCAGGCGGGGUUCACCGGCGCCCGCUGCGAGUGCAACGAGGAAAACGCGGCGUUGGGCGAGUGUGUGGCCGGCAAUGACACGGAGGUCUGCAGCGGUCAGGGCCAGUGCCACUGCGGAGUCUGCGUGUGCGACACCUCCUCCUUUGGCAACAUCUACGGCCCCCACUGCCAGUGUGACGACUACUCCUGUGUUCGAGUCCGAGGGGAACUCUGUGGAGGACACGGCGUGUGCGACUGCGGAGAGUGUCGCUGCCAGGGCGGCUGGACGGGCGAGUCGUGCAACUGCAGCAGCAGCAGCGACGCCUGCCUGUCCCAAGAUGGCGGCCUGUGCAGCGGCAGGGGCCGCUGUGAGUGUGGCCGCUGUGUCUGCCUGGUGCCAGGAGCCUCAGGGGACACCUGUGACAAGUGUCCCACCUGUGGGGACGCCUGCUCCGUGGCAAGGAUGUGUGUAGAGUGUCACCUUCAAGCCCAGGACGACGCUGACAUGUGUGAAGUCAACUGCAGUCUCCCCAAAAUUGACAUCAACACAACAGCAGGUGUGGACAAGAGUCCCUCUAUGCAGUGCACUCUGAUGUUGGAGAACGAGUGCUGGAUCUCCUUUAGCGUGCUAGCCAGCGACACCACCACGGUCUACAACCUGCACAUGUACGGUUGUCCCGAGGAGCCCAACAUCCCCAUGAUCAUCCUGGGGGUCUCCCUCUCCAUCGUCUGUAUCGGACUCAUCCUGCUGGCCGUCUGGAAAGUUCUGGUGUCGGUCCACGACCGUAAAGAAGUGGCCAAGUUCGAGGCGGAGCGGGCAAAGGCCAAGUGGCAGUCGGACACCAACCCGCUGUUCAGAAGUUCAACGUCUACCUUUAAAAAUGUUACCUACAAGAGCAGAGAGCGCGACAAGAUGAUUACCAUGGAUCAAUAUUGAUGAUUGGCUGAAGGCAAUGCAACCGAGUGCACUUACUGUACGUGUGUGUAAGUGUGUGUAAGUAUGUGUGUGUGUGUGUAAGGGUGUGUGUGUGUGUGUGUGUGUACUAGGGUUGUACGGUAUACCGGUACUAGUAUAGUAUCACGGUACUAGUGUAUCAAAAAGGGUACUAUACUCUGUUUGAAAAGUACCAGCUAGUUCCCCAUUAAUUUUUUAACGGACAUUGCUGGUUUUACGAGCAGAGAAGCAUGUUGGGCAGCGCACACACACAGAGUACUUACAAGCAGACACAGUGUGGAGACAGAAAAGGGAGAAUGGAUGCAUUUUGGUGUAAAAAGUAAAGAUAAAGGUGAAGUUAUAACACUGAAACAUCCUCAGGAAGAGCUGCUUUAAGACAUGGCUAGCUAGCUAGCGGCUAACAUCCAUCCACAGUGUUUUAGUUACUUCUAAAUCACUAAUCCUGGUCUCCAUGGCGACAAAUAAAGUGAGUUUCUUACACGUAUCAUUAUCACUGGAGGACGAGGAAUAGCUAAACAUGCUUCACUACACA